GGUGGUUCCACGGUGGGCGACUGCAAUGAUGCCAUCGACGAGGCCGCUGCAGGAACGCCAAAGGUGCAGUGACAGUUCCGACUACUGUUUUUACCUCCCGCAGAUCUAAGCAGCCUCCAAAAGUUGCAGCCGCACAGUCUCACAAUCAUUUACUCCCUACCUAUUUUUCUUUUUUUUGCCUCUUGUCUCGCUAUCUGGGACCCCUUUUUAUCCCCUCCUAAUUGGCCGCCCUGUCUCAAGAGUCAACCCUCCGUGGUCCGUCCACACGAGCCAAAAAGCAAACCAAUGGUGUCAUCUCUCAGACUGAUUCAACCAUAACCACCACUCGCGUCGCUUCGUGCAACAACAGCGACCUACAACUACACCGCUGACCGAGUCUGCUCCCUCCUCCUUUUACUAUCCUUGGUAUCCUCUCAACUUCGCCCUCUCCCAUCUCCCUCCGCAUCUCCCCUCAGUCCCCCCCUGCCAGUGUCGGGCUCGCACCGCCUUACCAUGUGCCGUUUUCUGGUCUACAAGGGCAGCGACGAGAUUCUCCUAUCGAAGCUGAUCCUCGAUCCCACCCAUUCCAUCCUCAAGCAAUCCUUCGACUGCCGCUUGCGCCUGGACAAAGGACAGAACAACGCCGAUGGCUUCGGCAUAGGCUUCUACACCGAUCCCAAACUUGGCUCUGCGCCAUGCCUCUUCACGUCGACCAUCCCCGCUUGGAACUGCACGAACCUCCAGCGAAUCGCCACCAAAACCGCUUCCCGACUCAUCUUCGGCCACGUCCGCGCCACGACCGAAGGCUCUCUGAGCGAAGACAACUGCCAUCCCUUCACCCAUGGCAGCCUGAUGUGGAUGCACAAUGGCGGCCUGGGCGGUUGGAAGCACAUCAAACGCCGCCUCGGCGAGCGUCUCGCCGACAAGUGGUAUCUGGGAGUCAAUGGCGGCACCGACAGCGAGUGGGCUUUUGCCCUGUUCCUCGACACCCUCGAGCGACUAGGCCAUAACCCCAGCGCAUGCCCCGAGACCGGCUUUGGGCCGACAGUACUACGUAAGGCCAUGGAGCGCACCAUCGCCCAGAUCAACGAAAUGACAGACUCGAUCCCCGAGAGCAUACUCCAAAAUGAGGACGUGGACACCAGGAGUCUCCUAAACUUCGCCGUCACCGAUGGGCAUAGCGUCAUCUGCACCAGAUACAUCAGCAGCUCGACCGAUGAGGCCGCCAGUCUAUAUUAUUCCUCGGGUACGCAAUGGGUGACGCGGACAGCUGCGGCAGAUGACAGGGAGUACCAGAUGGAGCGCAAGGACAAGGGUGCGGACAUUGUGCUCGUUGCCAGCGAGCCUUUGACAUUUGAGCGAGAAAAUUGGGUUAAUGUGCCAACAAACUCAGUGUUGACUAUCCACAAACAGACUGUCAUGGUUCAUCCGAUCGUCGACAAGUACUUCGAGCGAGAUCCUUACCAUAUCCGCUCCAGUGCUUUUGUUCAGGCUAAGGGCCUGACUUCGAACGAGAAGACCCGCAGUGACUCAGCCAGCCCAGCAGCCCUCGACCGGCUGCAGCCAGAUCUGGAUGGAUACCGAAAACUCAUGAGCGGGACCUUGCCCUUUGGUUCGUCACGGAGCCUUAGUCCAGACCUCACCCGCCGAUCCAGGACCCCCGCGUCCAUGCGAGAAGCCAUCACCCCCAUCUCGCCCUCCCAGAUCUCGCUGCCUACGUCCUCGAACAACAAGGUCGUCCCCGCACAGGGUAACAUCAAAGUCAAGCGACGGACCGCCCAGCUCCUGGAUAAUACUCCCGACCUGGACCCGGGAUCAGACAGCGACGAGCCGAUGCGAUCAGACGGAGCGAACCAGAGGAAGCUCUCGCAAUUAUUCCCUGAGCUGGUGUUGGGGCCCAGUGCGGGGCCUCAGGCUGCUAGGGUUUGAGGCCAUGAGUCGUUGUAUUCGAGCGUUGUUGUUGGACCUAUUGGGGUUUGACGGGUGUUGGGGUGUGGUUCUUGUGUAGAAUAGCUUGCACCGAUAGGAUGGUGUAUAUGGAUACCCACGUAUCGUGAAGAUGCAGAUGGGCGUUUGCGCGUUAACGAGGGCAUCGGCCCUCGAGUUUGUGUUGUAUAGCUGGGACGCAGAAUGUUUGUACUCGAAUGUUGGUAUCGUAAGAGCUUGACUAAGCAUAAUAGACAAGUAUCUCGUGCUGCUUUAUAAUAAGGUAUCUUCGAAACAAAUAAAGAUAAGAACGUACUGUUGUAUUGUAUUGUUUAACGCCAAGGGAUUCCUUCAUAAGAAUACACUAG
Ilyonectria robusta is the source of this 2273-nucleotide messenger RNA. Its product is annotated as nucleophile aminohydrolase. The record is from RefSeq and is a predicted model, not a curated record. The transcript is spliced from 4 exons. Bases 493 to 1908 code for a protein of 471 amino acids. NCBI's taxonomy places the organism in Eukaryota, Fungi, Ascomycota, Sordariomycetes, Hypocreales, Nectriaceae.